This is a messenger RNA of Salvelinus fontinalis (brook trout), 4445 nucleotides long. RefSeq names its product probable global transcription activator SNF2L2. The record is from RefSeq and is a predicted model, not a curated record. Gene Ontology annotation, cellular component: nucleus. NCBI's taxonomy places the organism in Eukaryota, Metazoa, Chordata, Actinopteri, Salmoniformes, Salmonidae. The coding region runs from base 1244 to 4423 and encodes 1059 amino acids. The transcript is spliced from 23 exons. Gene Ontology annotation, molecular function: DNA binding; ATP-dependent chromatin remodeler activity; protein binding. Gene Ontology annotation, biological process: positive regulation of transcription by RNA polymerase II.
GUUACGUUGCUAGCUAGCUUGUUAUUAGUAGGUUACAGUACAUUUGAUUUGAAGUUGGUGGCAUGCUUUUGCUAGCUAGCUAACUUAGCUAGCUACUGUUAACUACCGUUAGCCACUAUUCGUUCUGUUGAGUUAUCCGUUUUUAUAUCAUGAGUUGGGGUAGAAAAAAAACACAGCUUCGUAAAUCCUAAUAAAGGUCAUUUUUUUAUGCGUGUUCACAUUUCACAUGUCAACUUUAAUUUCCCGUAACUGACGGUUUAUUUUGGUUGAUAGCAACGGCCACCAUAUUAGAAGUUUAGCAGAGAAACGGUUCCGUUCAGGGAAGGCAUGAUCCAAUCAGAGCUGCUCGUCUCUCUCCCAAAAACGAUGCCCAACAUCUGUAGACGAUUCGAUCCAUUUUUAGCAACAACGCAAAUGCUUUGCCAUCAUUUCAUGUAUCCGCGUAUUAACAUAGACACUUUUUUUUUUAGCGAGAUGACUGACAAAUUUUAAUUAAAUAAAUAGCUACUUUGCAACAGCGUUGACAGACCUGCAAAAGUUGAGGCCUGUUUUCAGACGACAUUUUUUGGUCAGGAAAUGACAGCUCAGUCUACCGUCCUCGUUUUCAGCAUGUGAUAAAAAAUGCCAAACCGUUAUCUUCGCCAUUUGCAUUGUCUUGUUUAAAGCCUCUACAUUGUUUAGGUGACUUAGACGUAUGCGUACUCGGGUUUGCUUCACUAAGCUACUAAACAAAGCUAUUUUGGUUGAAAUUGACGAAACUAUGCGCCAUUAAUGCUCACACAUUCGAUAAUCCAGUUAUGCGGGUAAUAUGCGUAGCUACAGUAAAUGAAACACAGAUAUUUAUCUAACUACACCUCCCCUUGAUAUUAAUGAAACACUUCGCAUAUACACGUGUUGACAGGUCAGUCAGCUGGGAGGAGGCGUGAUGGGUUUAAGUCGGGACAUUUUUAUGCAAAUGGAGACGCUGCGCUACUCUGCUUCCGCUGUUCCAAACCCUGUGUUUUCCUACCCGUUUUUAUCACAGGGACAUUCCAUGAUAACAGAAUGAUUUAAACAAAACCAAUGAUUGCAAAGUUAAACAAACUAUACAAGUGUAUGCACGAGGACUACUUGUAACAAUUUCCAGUGCACAUUUACCAAAAAAACAUUUACUUGAAAAACACUGGAACCUUGGGCUGGGGGCUUGGUCUGACCCCAAACUACUACAUGAGUACAGUCAGUCAGCCAGCCAGUAGAUCAGUAGAUGUCCACCCCUACAGAGCAUUUGGGUGGUAUGUCCCAGCCCCACCCGGGUCCACAGGCAGGUGGUAUGUCCCAGCCCCACCCGGGUCCCUCUCCGUGCCCAGGCCGGUCCCCAGGACCAGGCCCCUCCCCUAGCUCCGGACCCCCCAGCGGAACCCCCAGCCUACAGGGGCAGGGGGCUGGGGACUACCUUCAGGACACCAUGCACCCCAUGCACCAGCCGAUGGAGGGCGUUGAUGAGAAGGGGCUGGGAGAUGAGACGAACUAUGGCCAGAUGAAGGGAGUUGGGAUGAGGGCGCUACACAGCGGAAUGGGCCCUUCACAGAGCCCUCUGGACCAGCACAGCAACCAAGGCUACAUGCCCCCACAGCCAUCCCCCCUGGGUGUCCCAGAGCACGCUUCCAGCCCCCUAUCCAGGGGCGGCCCUACGCCUCCCAUGCCCCCUCAGAUGUCCCCCGUCCCGUCGGGCUCCAUGAUCCCCCAGAUGGACCCCCAGUCAGCCAUGGGUCCCCAGGGGCCUCUUGGUCGUGGCUGCUCCUCCUUCAGCCCUGUCCAAUUACAGCAACUCCGGGCCCAGAUCCUGGCCUAUAAGAUCCUGGGGCGGGGCCAACCGCUUCCUGAAAACCUCCAGCUGGCGGUCCAGGGCAAGAGGAGUCUGCCCACCAUGCAGCAGCAGCAGCAGCAGCAGCCGAGCACUGGCAGCCCCUACAGCAGGCCUCCUGGUAUGCCCAUGUCCUCUAUGUCUGGACCUCAGUCAGGCCCUGGGCCCACCAUCACUAUGCCAGGACAAAAUCAGACACACGGACCCAAACCCUGGCCUGAAGGUCAAGGUGGUGAUACUCCCAGCAACCCCCAGAAGCUUCUAGCUCCGCCACCCAGUGGUAGACCCUCACCUGCCCCACCCCCGGCCCCCCCCCCUGGACCCAUGUCCGGCCCCUCUAUUACCCAUCAGCCCCAGGGACAGCAGCCGUCGCCCGUCAUCACACUGCAACAGAAACAGAACCGCGUCACGCCGAUCCAGAAACCACAGGGCCUGGACCCCACAGAGAUACUGCAGGAGCGAGAGUACAGGCUGCAGGCCCGUAUCGCCCACCGGAUCCGGGAGCUGGAGAGUCUCCCCGGAGCUCUGCCUCCGGACCUGAGGAGUAAAGCCACGGUGGAACUCAAGGCUCUGAGACUUCUCAACUUCCAGCGACAGCUGCGUCAGGAUGUGGUCCAGUGUAUGCGUAGAGACACCACCCUGGAGACGGCCCUGAACUCCAAGGCUUACAAGAGGAGCAAGCGCCAGACGCUGAGGGAGGCUCGCAUGACGGAGAAACUGGAGAAACAGCAGAAGAUGGAACAGGAGAGGAAACGUAGACAGAAACACCAGGAGUAUCUGAGCAGCAUCUUGCAGCAUGCGAAGGACUUCAAGGACUACCACCGCUCUAUCACUGCCAAGAUGCAGAAGCAGAACAAGGCCAUCACCACCUGGCACACGAACACAGAGAGAGAACAGAAGAAAGAGACAGAGAGGAUCGAGAAGGAGAGGAUGAGUAGACUUAUGGCGGAGGAUGAGGAGGGCUACAGGAAGCUGAUCGACCAGAAGAAGGACAAGCGUCUGGCGUAUCUGCUGCAGCAGACUGACGAGUACGUGGCUAACCUCACUGACCUCGUCUACGAACACAAGGCUGCACAGGCCGCCAACAUGAAGAAGAAGAAGAAGAAGAAGCAGAAGAAGAAGAAGAAUAUUGAUGAGAGCGGGGAAGGGAUGAGUGGCAUCGGGCCUGACGGGGAGCCCGUGGAUGAGAGCAGUCAGAUGAGUGAGCUGCCAGUGAAAGUGAUCCAGACAGAAACGGGGAAGGUUCUGCAGGGACUCGACGCCCCCAAGGCCUCACAGCUGGAGGCCUGGCUAGAGAUGAACCCUGGAUAUGAAUUAGCCCCAAGGUCAGACAGCGAGGAGAGCGGCUCAGAGUCUGAGGAGGAGGAUGAAGAGGAGGUCCCAGGAGUGUCCAGCCGGCCAGACUCUCAGUCUGAGGAGAAGAAGAUCAUCGAUACCAACAGUGACGAGUUCCCAACGAACGUAACCAAGCACAUCAUCGAGUCUGCAAAGCAGGAUGUUGAUGAUGAGUACACGGUGCCAGAGACUGAACUGACCAUCUUCCAGCAGUCCUACUACGGUGUGGCUCACGCCAUCAUUGAGAGGGUCGACAAACAGUCUUCGCUGCUCAUCAACGGCAUGCUCAAACACUACCAGGUGCAGGGUCUGGAGUGGAUGGUGUCUCUGUACAACAAUAAUCUGAACGGUAUCCUGGCUGAUGAGAUGGGGCUGGGCAAGACCAUCCAGACCAUCGCCCUCAUUACAUACCUCAUGGAACACAAGAGACUCAACGGACCCUAUCUCAUCAUCGUUCCACUAUCGACUCUGUCCAACUGGGUCUAUGAGCUGGAUAAAUGGUCUCCGUCCGUUGUGAAGAUUUCCUACAAGGGGACCCCUGCUAUGAGACGAGGCCUAGUGGCGCAGCUCCGCAGCGGGAAGUUCAAUGUCCUCCUCACCACCUACGAGUACAUCAUUAAGGACAAACAGAUCCUGGCCAAGAUCCGUUGGAAGUACAUGAUUGUUGAUGAGGGUCACCGUAUGAAGAACCACCAUUGUAAGCUGACCCAGGUGUUGAACACCCAUUAUGUUGCCCCACGACGCCUCCUCCUGACGGGCACGCCUCUGCAGAACAAGCUCCCGGAGCUCUGGGCCCUGCUCAACUUCCUGCUGCCUACCAUCUUCAAGUCCUGCAACACUUUCGAACAGUGGUUCAACGCCCCCUUUGCCAUGACCGGGGAGAGGGUGGACUUGAAUGAGGAAGAGACAAUCCUGAUUAUCCGCCGUCUCCACAAGGUGCUCCGCCCCUUCCUGCUCAGACGACUCAAGAAGGAGGUGGAGUCCCAGCUUCCAGAGAAGGUGGAGUAUGUCAUCAAGUGUGACAUGUCGGCCAUCCAGAGGGUUCUGUACCGCCACAUGCAGUGCAGAGGAAUCCUCCUCACCGAUGGAUCAGAGAAAGACAAGAAGGGUAAAGGAGGAGCGAAGACCCUGAUGAACACCAUCAUGCAGCUGAAGAAGAUCUGCAACCACCCCUACAUGUUCCCACACAUUGAGGAGUCCUUUGCUGAGCACUUAGGCUUCCCGAACGGCGUUAUAAGCGGGUAAGAUACUCAACGCCCAUUUAGUU